AUGUCUGACAAUAUAGUGGUGAAUUCUUAUCUCUCAGGCAAGAGUUUUGGCGUGCCCUACAUGCCUCGGGAUUUUCCAGAGUUAGUCUUCUAUAUCAAAACCUUUAUUUAUUCCUACACUAUUCAGACCUUUUAUUGGUUUCUGGAGAGGUACUUUUCCGAGCAAGUGUUCACGUAUCCGUGGAAUUACUUAGCGUUAGCAAGAGAUGUCUGGAUUACGUGGGUGGUCUGGACGAAAUUGUCGUACUUCGUGUCGUGGAUUCGUGGUUAUGGCAUUGUUCGCUCUCUUCGGGCUUUGUAUAGAAACGUUUCUACUAGAGUCUUUAAGUUUAUCUUGUCAUUGCCCAUUAUCAAGAAUAAGGUCGAUUCUGAACUUGCUGCCACGCUAGUAAAAAUGGAGAAGGAAUUGAUGAAAAAUGACGACAGUCUCUUGCAAUUCCCGUCUCUUCCGGAACAAGGACUUAGUAAGGAUGCAAUUGUAGAAGAAUUGGAUAAGCUUCAGGAAUUGAAACACUCCAACUGGGUCGAUGGAAGAGUCAGCGGGGCUGUUUAUCAUGGAGGAGACGACUUGUUGGAAUUGCAAGCCGAGGCUUACAGAAAGUAUUCUGUAGCCAACCAGCUUCAUCCGGACGUGUUUCCCGGAGUGCGGAAAAUGGAAGCUGAAGUCGUAGCCAUGGUGCUUGAGAUUUUCAAUGGGCCAAAGGGAAGCUGUGGCUCUACCACUUCUGGAGGUACUGAGUCGUUGCUAUUGGCUGGUUUAGCGGCCAGAGAAUAUGCUAAAAGAAAAAAGGGAUUAACGUCUAACUUUGAAGUUAUUGCUCCGGUUACAAUCCAUGCUGGUAUAGAAAAGGCGUGCUAUUAUUUUGGCAUGAGACUUCACAAAGUGGAUUUGGAUCCAAAAACGUACCAAGUAGACUUGAAGAAGGUCAAAAGACUCAUAAACUCUAACACGGUAUUGUUAGUAGGGUCAGCACCUAAUUUUCCUCACGGCAUUAUCGACGAUAUCGAAGGUCUUUCGGACCUAGCAGUAAAGUACAACAUCCCUCUUCAUGUGGAUGCCUGUUUAGGGUCGUUUAUUGUUACCUUUUUAGAAAGAUCAAAAGUCCAUGGAGACGUUGAUCUUCCUAAAUUUGACUUCAGAGUUCCUGGAGUUACUUCAAUCUCGUGUGACACUCACAAGUACGGCUUUGCUCCGAAAGGUUCGUCUAUUAUCAUGUACAGAAAUACGCAGUUACGUGAAUGUCAGUACUACAUUCUGAGCGACUGGACUGGCGGAAUGUAUGGCUCACCGACUUUGGCUGGGUCCAGACCCGGUGCCUUGAUGGUAGGUUGCUGGGCUACAUUAGUCAAUUACGGAAUCGCCGGAUAUGAAAAGUCUUGCAGAGACAUUGUAAGUUCGGCAAUGAAAGUCAAGAAGGCUAUUCGUUCCGAUAAAGUCUUGAGCACGUAUUUAGAAGUAAUAGGUGAGCCUGUUGCAUCGGUUAUUUCGUUCAAGGUUAAGGACGAGUAUGCCAAAAAGAAAUUCAGUGUAUAUGAAUUGGGAGAUAUCCUCAAAAAGAAAGGAUGGCAUUUCCUGACCUUGCAACAUCCACCAGCUCUUCACUUUGCCUUCACCAAGCUUACCAUCCCUAUUGUAGAUGAAAUGCUUGCUGAUCUUGUGUCAUCAGUACAUGAGUUGGUGGAUCAUUGGGAGAAUAGUACUACACCAAGUAGUGAUGUUGCUACUAUAUAUGGGGUUGCUGGCAGCGUGAGAACUGCAGGUGUCGCCGAUAAAGUGAUUGUAGCUUUCUUAGAUACUUUGUAUAAGAUCUAG
Scheffersomyces stipitis CBS 6054 is the source of this 1812-nucleotide messenger RNA. RefSeq names its product sphinganine-1-phosphate aldolase (gene DPL1). The transcript has a single exon. The coding region runs from base 1 to 1812 and encodes 603 amino acids. The record is from RefSeq and is a predicted model, not a curated record. NCBI's taxonomy places the organism in Eukaryota, Fungi, Ascomycota, Pichiomycetes, Serinales, Debaryomycetaceae. Gene Ontology annotation, biological process: sphingolipid catabolic process; carboxylic acid metabolic process. Gene Ontology annotation, cellular component: endoplasmic reticulum. Gene Ontology annotation, molecular function: sphinganine-1-phosphate aldolase activity; pyridoxal phosphate binding.